Cololabis saira (Pacific saury) is the source of this 2690-nucleotide messenger RNA. RefSeq names its product SUMO specific peptidase 3b (gene senp3b). Gene Ontology annotation, molecular function: deSUMOylase activity. Gene Ontology annotation, cellular component: nucleus. The record is from RefSeq and is a predicted model, not a curated record. The transcript is spliced from 12 exons. Bases 177 to 1847 code for a protein of 556 amino acids. Lineage: Eukaryota; Metazoa; Chordata; Actinopteri; Beloniformes; Belonidae. Gene Ontology annotation, biological process: protein desumoylation.
CCCCCGAAGAAGAAGCAGACGGGCGACAUCUGGUGCUCCAACACCUGCUUUAAUUCAAUGAGUUUUGGCUCCAAAUUCGGUUCGGUUUCUCCAUCUGGUUGAACAGAACCGGUCCCGGGGUUCUGCAGGAGCAGCGGCUGAAGGGUGACGAGCUGGCGCAGGUCGUGGGGUGGACGAUGCGAGACAGUGGGGGGAGCCUGACCCAGAACCGCUGGCAGGGGGACCUGGGCCUGACGGCCGUGGGUCAGGACAGCACGGCAGGAGGUGGGAUUCCUGGAGACCACCUCAUCGUCCCGGUGUCGGGACACAGCGUGUCCAGCCCCAUGCAGCUCCGGCUGGGGCAGAAGGAGAAGCUGUGGACGGGCGGCUAUGUGGAGGAGGACGAGGAGGACGAGGAGGACGGGCCCUGUGGGCUGGAGCCCUUAGACGAGGAAGAGGAGGUCAACAACCUGUACUCUGAGGAUCUGGCGGAGUUUGAGGGAAAGGGCUGGCCCAACCAUGGAGACGACCCGGAGGAAGAGAUGGAGGAGGUGGACGAAGUCGGGGACCGGAAGUUGGAGUGGAACGUCCCCGACUUUCUGUCCCAGUCCGCCCAGUACCACCACCACCACGGACCAGAACAGAAGGCGGGGGACGGCGGCGAAGCCCCCGCAGAGACCGCCGUCUCCCGGGCCGAAGCGCGGGACUCGCUCAGGUCCCACCUGAGCAGGUUCCGGGUCCUGAGGAGGUUCAGACGCUUCCCCCUCCUCAGGAACCGCGGGGUGGUGGGGUUCCGGCUGGCCCAGCACUGGAAGAACUGGCGCCAGAGGGCCCGCUGGACACAGUCGCCGGGCCCCCGGUGGGGGCAGAGGGGGCAGUACAAACUCUACAGCAGGCGGAGGAGGACAAAAAGACGCAGCGAGUCCCCGUACAGCGACGAAGACGAGGACAGCAGUGAGGAGCAGCUGGCGGCGUCGUACAGAGAUAAGCGGAUGAACGGACCUUCUGCAGAGAGGCUGGAGGAUCGAGUGAGACAGGAAGUGGAGGUGAAACCAGCUGACGUCUCCCUGAGCGAGGAACACACCAGCUGCGUGACCGCUUUUCUGGAAGAGUCUCUGCAGCAGUACGGCAGUUUGAUCCCCAUCCACGUGGACGAUGUCGUGGAGAAGCUUCAGGACAUCUUCAAAGAGAACUUCUCGCAGCCACACAGAAAAGCGAUGGUGCAACAUCUCAUCCAGUCCUUCCAGCGUUCAUCAGGAUCAGCUGUGGCUAAAACGUUCAGAGUCAACUACAAGCGACACGUCCUGACCAUGGAUGACCUGGGAACUCUGUACGGACAGAACUGGCUCAACGACCAGGUGAUGAACAUGUACGGCGACCUGGUCAUGGACUCCGUUCCAGAGAAGAUCCACUUUUUCAACAGCUUCUUCUACGAUAAGCUGAGGACAAAAGGAUAUGAAGGAGUGAAACGGUGGACGAAGAAUGUGGACAUCUUCCAGAAGGACCUGCUGCUGAUCCCGAUCCACCUGGAGGUCCACUGGUCUCUGAUCAGCGUUGACAUCCCCCGUCGAACCAUCACCUACUUCGACUCCCAGCGGACCCUCAACAGGCGCUGCCCGAAGCAUAUUUUCAAGUACCUGCAAGCUGAAGCCAUCAAAAGAGACCAGCGCGACUUCAUGACGAGCUGGAAAGGCUAUUUUAAAAUGAAUGUGGGUCGUCAGAACAACGACAGCGACUGCGGGGCGUUUGUUCUACAGUACUGCAAGUGUCUGGCGCUGGGGCAGCCCUUCAGCUUCGGCCAGCAGGACAUGCCGCGCCUCCGCAGGCACAUGUACAAAGAACUGUGUCACUGCAAGCUGACCAUGUGACCUCGCCGCCCGGCGGCAGCACGGCGCCGCCCGGCGGCAGCACGGCGCCGGCACGGAACGGCAGGACGCGCCGAUCGGCUGGAGAAAAGAACAUCUUCAUAAGGAUUCAGUCUGGGUUUCAUCCGCUUCCCUCUCCUUGUAAACUGGUUUUCCUCCCACUGGGGCGGGCGGGUCUGGACUGGUCUGACCCCUCAUCCCCUCCCGGUCCACCCGUCUCAACCCCACGGAGGUGAAGGCUGUUCUUCCUCCUCCCAGUCCGUCCGCUCAGGCGGCGCCGACCAAGACUCCACCCAGAAUGCAACGCUGCAGCCGGUCCUGAAGACGGUUCUGUGAUGUUUCCGUGUCGUCGCGUGUCACAUGUUUUUACGUCUCCAUGAGCUUGAACUGGUGCUGAUGCUGCAGGAGGCGGCGGCUCCGCCCACAGACUGUCGGACGCGGCGCCCGUGGCGCCCGCCGCCGCCGCCGCCGCGGGGAACAGCACGGCUCGUGACAUCACACUGCAUCUUUUUAAUGUGUUAUAUUGCUGUCAGUGAAUAUGGUGAUAUGCUUCAUGCUUUAAAACCGCGUUGAGGACGACAACUUUGUGUUCCUUUUUUUGAAGUUGAUCAUGUUCAGUUUACUGUUUUUGUUGACAAAAAGCCAUUUUUGUGAGGACCACAGAGCGACGCAGCAGGACCGUAGUCCGCGGGGGACUUCCUGAUCUUCUUUUUGAUAAUAAAACCCGUCUGUGGAGAGCUGCGCUUUUGUUUUUGCAUCAUUUUCCGAGCGACAGCAGCACCGUUGUUUUCUAUAUCUCCUACGAUGCGUUCGUGGUUGCUCCGAAUAAAAGUAUGUGGCAAACAA